CAAUGUGGAUCCAAUUGCUCUCAAGCAAAUUAUUCCCGGCAGAAACCGAAUUAUGAUAUUUGUUUAAAACGUAAUAUAAAACCCUCUCUCCCUCCCUCUCUCACGACUCCAAAGCAAAAGGCUCCAAGAAUCUCUCUCACUUCUCAUCUCCCGCCGUGUCACCGUCGCUGCAUCAUCAACUCCGGCCACCGACUAGUCUCCAGGUUGGUGGAAGAUGGGAAGAGUGUUCGUGAUAGAACUCGAGGGACCCGUCUACACAUGCACAAAGUGCCACACACAUCUCGGGCUUCCCAAUGAUAUCAUCGCUAAGAAUGGUCGUCACGAAUAUAACUUCACUAGACUCUUCAAUACAUUUCUGGUUGAAUCAACUUCCAAUUCCGCUUUCCCAGAUAUCUGUUGCGUCGGUUGUUCCAAAAACAUGGGCAUUUAUAGCGUAAGUGAUCCAAAUAGUUACUGGGUUAUGAGGGGCGAGCUCCAUGGACCGGAAGGAAGCGAUGAUGAGGUUUAGGAGUUGGUAUAUGAUUAAGAAAAAGAAGACAAUGUGGAGUAGAAGUCUAUGUUCUUGAUUUUCAUAUUGCUUUGUAUAGUGUGUGAAUGGUGAAUAGUCUCAAGAACAAAUCGCAUAUUCUUUCUUUUGGGAUUUUGAUGACAUUUAAAAGUUCUUACUUUUGCACUUCUUCUAUAUGUACAAUGAAAUUAGCUAUCACUAAUGGCAUGUGAACUGAAUCA
Molecule: messenger RNA, 729 nt
Organism: Raphanus sativus (radish)
Lineage: Eukaryota; Viridiplantae; Streptophyta; Magnoliopsida; Brassicales; Brassicaceae
Product: protein yippee-like At3g55890
Exons: 6
Coding region: 215-508 (97 amino acids)
Source: RefSeq, a predicted model, not a curated record